Molecule: messenger RNA, 6244 nt
Organism: Scatophagus argus
Lineage: Eukaryota; Metazoa; Chordata; Actinopteri; Scatophagidae
Product: inositol monophosphatase 1-like
Exons: 10
Coding region: 257-1096 (279 amino acids)
Biological process (GO): inositol metabolic process; phosphatidylinositol phosphate biosynthetic process; signal transduction
Molecular function (GO): inositol monophosphate 1-phosphatase activity
Source: RefSeq, a predicted model, not a curated record
GCUUUAGGUUGGUUGUACUAGCUUUAGCUUGCGGAAACUGUUGGUAUUGUAGUUUAUUACAAGGCAAAUUUAAAGUCAUUACACUGUAGCCCAGCAAAACCGUAAAUUUUACGUUUGCGUCUGUAUUUGCCACUCUGACCGGCGCCCGUUUAUUCGUGUGAAAAGCUAGCUAGCAUAGAAAGCUAAUUGAGCUAAAGAGGAAGGAAUCUAACGGUAGAGUCUGCGUCCGUCAACAGAUUUACUCCUACCUGUCAACAUGAGUGAUGCUUGGCAAGAAUGUAUGGAUUACUGUGUGGAGGUCACCAAAAAGGCUGGGAAGAUGAUCCGUGAGGCCCUCCAGAUGGACAUCGCCGUCAUGCAGAAGAGCUCACCGGUUGACCUGGUGACCGAAACGGACCAGAAAGUGGAACAGCUAAUUAUAUCCUCCAUCAAGGAAAAGUACCCCACUCACAGCUUCAUAGGUGAGGAGUCAGUAGCAGCAGGUGCUCCCAGUAUUCUAACUGACAAUCCCACUUGGAUCAUUGACCCUAUUGACGGUACCACCAACUUUGUUCACAGAUUCCCGUUUGUGUCUGUAUCAAUUGGCUUCGCUGUGAAGAAAGAGAUAGAGUUUGGGAUUGUCUACAGCUGCAUUGAAGACAAAAUGUACACAGCACGGAGAGGCAAAGGGGCUUUCUGUAAUGGAGUCCCUAUAAAGGUGUCUGGACAGGAAGAUAUUAGCCAGUCCUUGGUACUGACAGAAAUGGGCUUCAAGAAGGAUCCUGAACAGUUCAAAACAAUGUUGGCCAACGUCAAGACCAUCCUCUCCAUCCCUGUACAUGGUAUCCGCUCCCCGGGCAGCGCAGCAGUCAACAUGUGUCUGGUAGCGUGCGGAUCAGCUGAUGCUUACUACCACAUGGGCAUCCACUGCUGGGACAUGGCUGGAGGGGCGGCGGUUGUUACUGAAGCAGGAGGAGUUAUCAUGGACAUCUCAGGUGGACCGUUUGAUCUAAUGUCACGGAGGCUAAUCGUCGCGAGCAGCAGCAAAAUAGCAGAACGUAUUGCGAAGGAGGUAACAGAGUUUCACGUUGGCAGGGACGACAUGGAAGGCCAGUAAACAUCCACCGUCUCUUCAGCCAACUGAACAGUUAUUUAAACGUGCAGAUGUUUUAACUCGUGUCUUAAGCAGGUAACGAUUCAAACUUUGCCUUAAGCACCAAACAACGAUAAACCUACCUCUGAAUGGUGAGUGGGUUUGUCAAAUAUUCAGAGCUUAGACUUUCGUUCUUCUUUCUGCUCUCUUGUCAUUGUUGUAAUUCUGCACUUAGACAUUCACAGAUUCAGAAUUCCUUUUCUGUUUCAACUUAUUUAUACCGUAAUGACAUGAUUAAUGAAAAAAAAAUUUAAAAGCUUAUUUUUACAGUAUUGUCUCUGAUCCGUCAGCCUUUUUUUAAUUGUUUUUACUUAUUUAUGUGGACAAAUGCUAUCAUAACCAAAUCAAGGAACUUCACUGAUAAAAUCCUUCCAUACAGUAUUGCAAUACAAUAAUUUUAAUGUAAAUGUGUUCAGGUUUUACCAGUAAUACUGCUUUUUUCUACAGGACUUUGGGGCUUGAUUCUUAGGUUAUUGUAUUUAAUUAGUAGAUGUAUUUGUUUUUACAGUAAGAAAAUGAUCCAAUCCUGUCACUGGUUUGCACUGAUAUGCAAAAAGAUGUAUGCCAGACAUUGCGUACAUAUAACUACUGUACUGUAUACCUGUUUCUUUGUGUCCAUGAAGUGAUUUAUUUAUUUCAGUUGAAGUCCAAACUGAUGGUGUUCUUUUAAAAUAGGUGCAUAUUUUAGUUUUUUUUUUUUUUAAAAGGUAAAAUGAAGUCGAUGAAUAUAAAGUGCUAUAAAAAUCUCCUGCUUGUGCAGAGCCUCUCUCUGAAGCACUACUUGUCUUUAAUGCCCUGCAGGGAUAGGUGUCAGCCUGCAUCCACAUGUUGGCUGUACUCAGGAACUAAAAAGUGGCAACAGAAGCGUGACCGCAAACAUUUGUGCAGAAAAAUGCUGACACAGCAACUUUGAUUUGUUUAAUUAAACAUGACAGUUUUGUGUCAUGACUUAUUCCCUCUGAGAUAUGUAAUUAAACCACCCACAACACCAAAAGCAAGAAAAUUAACAGAACAGUAAAUUCUCCCAGCGCUGCUCCGAUGUUACGUCACUCCAGCGGUCGUGCAACAUUAUAAUUCCUUCACUGUGAGAAAACAACAGCUGCUAUACCCGACCAUAUGCUCUGAAAUCAGAUUUUAUCUCGAACUACGUUGGAUAAAUAAAAAUUCCUCCAUCCUUAAUCUCCAGCCAGGCUUCUGAACACCUUCAUAAGACCAGACUAGUGGUUCGCACCAGCCGUGUGUGUUCAAACAUAAAUAAAUGUCCAUAUUCAGUCUGACCUGGAAAGAUGAUAAACUAUCUCCUCCUUAUAAAACCUAUAAAGCAAAAAAUAUGAAGAGACAAAGCAUCUCUUGCUCCAAACAGGAAACCAAAUAAACAGAACACAGCAGGCCUCUAAAACUCCAUAAAACAGAAGAAAAAAAAAUCACAGACUGCUAACAUUGUGAUUUAGUAGGGAGAUAAAAGCUUUUCAAAGCCGUUACACCAUGUGAAAUUCUCUGUUGCAUUUCCUCUGCCCUUUCAGUCAGUGCUGUAGAUGCUGCACAUGCAGAGCAUUGGAUGCCCCCCCGGGCUGAUGUGCUCUAUGAAAUAGCCUCAAGUUCUGCUCUCCAAGGACUUUUGUCUCUUUAUUUUUUCAAUACCUACACUUGCCGAUGACCGACAAAUGGUUUUAAAACACUUUACUUGAGCAAACCCAGGUUUUUAAACUGCUGUCGCGGCUUCCACAGAAAUCAAUGGUCUCUGUUAGUCUGCAGCAGGGGUAAUCACCAGGGCCGGACAGCUGAAGUCCCCCUCGAUCUACCGCCUUUACAUCAAUGAUUGCUCAACUAGUCCUGUUGCAUCGCCAUCUUUUGACAUUUAAUGUUUUUGUUACUUGUUUGUUACAGGCAUUAAUAGCGCAGCCAACCAAGCAUGUACUUUUACUGCUAUGUCCUGGUUUCAGUUAAGGGAAGUACCAUCCAUUGUUCUUUGAAAAACUGGCAAGGCUAUGCUUUCCUGCUACAUCCCAAAAAUGUGUCCCUGGAGAAGGCAGAGUCAGGCUCUGUAGAUGUUGAUUAGAUUUUGUGUUUUUUUUUCUUCCUUUGUUUCAAUUGCUUCUUCAGUUUUGUUAAUGCCCCAGUACGUGUCUUUGUGCUCUGUCUUUGGCUUGGUUUGCCAUCAUGUUAUGUAUUUAUUUUAGCCAUGCUACCUGGUUAUAGUAAUGACAGUUGAUCUCGGAGGUCCACCACUUUGAUCCAAACUGAUCCAUCUUAACACCUAUUAGAUGAUAUGUGAUGGAUUUUGCAUUGACGUAUUAACAGUCGUCAGAGCAUGAAGCUGAUUGAUCCUCUGACUUUGUGACCACAAAGUUGAUUUUUUUUUUCUUUUCUGUGUGUGUGAAAUGUCAAAACAGCUGUUCAUGGAUUGCUACAGAAUUUGGUGCAGACAUUCAUGCUCACUGGAGAAUGAGGCCUACUGACUUGGCAGUUCUUGGCAGAUUGAUAUCUUUGGUUUUUAGUGUAUUGUCUCAACAAACUCAACUUAAUAGAUUCACAUAAAAUUUGGUACAGACAUUCAUCUGCCCCUCAUGAUGAAUUGUAAUAACUCCUAACUGUUGGUCUAGCACCAUGAAGAGAUUUAUUUUCUGACCAAAUGCAACACUAAUAUUAGCCUUGACAGUACUUUGUGUUUAUUGCUGAUUAGCAGAUGUUCAUAACACGCUAAACUAAGGUGGUUAACAUGCUAAACAGCAACAUGUUAACAUAUUCAUCGUGAGCAUGUAAGCCUGCUGCUGAAAUUAGCAUUGAGCUAAAGGCCCCAGUGUGCCAAAGUAACCAGGGAUAACCAAGUAACAGGGAUGCUAGCAUGAAUGAAGGCUCAAAAUCAGAUGGGCCUCGGUGGCACAAUUAUAAAGGCCUGUAGACCGGAAACAACCUGUCUGAAGCUCCUGCUCUCCUGCUCAUCUUUCACAGUGUACCGUUGACCUUCAGCAACUGCACGAUCAUGGCAGGCCUCAGUUACAGCUGUGAUUCUAGGGAACCAAACAUCCAAAACAUCCGUCAUCCUGGAUAAAUUAUUCAUAACGGACCUGCCAGGGAGACAGCACGACUGAUGUAUUUGUUUUGCCUGUCCUAUCACUUCCCUCAGCCUGUCUCCCACCAUUUUAGAGAGCAUUUUAUAUUUAGUGCACAACAGGGACAACAGGGUGACUACUGUUCUCCCGCUGUUCCCGGUCAAACAAAACUUUCAACAAAACCCUCUCUUCAUGAUACCGCGUACCGAUGUGUUAACUUCAACAGAGGUCUGUUUAUUUUAGCUGUGCAGCUUGUGAAUCCUUGUAAAGUAGGAUGACAGUGUUGUUUGCCAGGGUUGUCAUUGCAUAACGCAAGUGUCAUGUUGAUCGACAUCACAUUGCUAACUCGCAUGGAGAGGAUUGGAUGUAGUCCUUUAACAUUCGCUUUAGCGCUCAUCUUGUCAUUGCUAGCAAACAGUCAAAACAGGUUUAGGGUAUUUCAACACACGUGAACUUGAGUUAUGCAAGAUGUGGCGUUGACGAACGUCAUGUCUGGACGAGCCUCUGCAAAAUUCCACGCUGUGCUGUUUUACUAACACCGACAAAGGUGUCAGACAAUGUAGAACUUAUAGAAUUAUUAUUAUUUUUAUUUUGUGUAUAUUUAUAAACCUGAUCUCUUAAAAUGUUUAUUUCUCAGUUAACCCAAGGACUGGAAUGGUGAAUUCCUGUUCUCUUUACAUAUGCUACCUCCUUUUUCAAAGACUGACUGCAAAUGAUCCACCUGGGGACCACUGUCAUCAUGUUACAAGGUUGUCAGCAACAGGCACAAUGUAAUUUUCUUGACACAUGCAGCAUUUCCUAUGAUUUGAACAAUCAGUCUUGCAGCAAGAUAUGAUUUCCUGCAAGACAACUAUCUGCUGUUUUUUGUAGCCUGAAGAUUCACAAAACUGUCACUCCCUGUGGACUUAAGCGCAGUAUAUGAAAGAAAGAGAGUUAAAAUGAUGUCAUUUGGGGCCAAAACAUUCCUUACUUACUUACUUCAGGAGACUUAAGUCCACUUGAACCAGUGUUGCAGUAUUGUUUUUUGAUACUUGUACCUUGCAGUAUGUCCUGAAUGUUCUGAGUCUCUCACAGACAAGGAGAUCUGAUUUGCAUUUAAGGUACCUCGCUGUACAACGAGAUGUUGUAAGUACUUGCUUUUACAUGUUCUCGUGAUAACUGUUGCGGGAAUGAAAACUUAUGACAUAUGAAUGUACAGGUACAAGUAGAUCUAUGUACCAGUAUCUACUUUAUUUCAAUUCAUGAAGAUGUUGUCAAAACUUUAUCCAACUUUCAGCAGCCACGGCGAGAAACAGGCAUGUAUGCUGACUCACCAGGGGGCCUCUCCAAGUAUUUUCCACCAGUUGAAUAAUACAAUAAAAGGACCUAAAGAGAAAACUCAAUAGCUGUGAAACUGUCAGGAAAUACAAAACUGACAGGAGUUUUGUUUGUCAUGCAAAUCCCAUGUUAAAACUAAAAAAAAACAUAUUUUCAGCUCAGCAAGUCUGAUUUAUGUGCGAAAGGUUUAUGAUCUGACAUACCAGUAAGAGAAUGGAAUUUCUAUCGUGCACUGUUCGGCAUUUAAUUAUUAGUCACAUCAGCUGCUGCGUACACGUAUGUUACAGAAAUGUUCACGCCAGGGUGUGUCUGAACGCAACACCUCCGCAUUAUACCACCUCCGGUUGGCUCCGGAAAGUUACAAAGACACCCCUAAAUUUUCCACUUAUAUGGCCAUAGAUCCACUACAGUAGAUGUGGUAUCAUGUUGUUGCAGGUCUGUACUCAUAACCACAGACUUUUUUUUUCUCCUUUGGUUGCUGUAAAAGAACAGAUGAGGGCGGUGCUAGUACUUUUCCCACUCUGUCAUACCAGCUCUUUUUAGUUGCCUCAUCUCUCCAAUGAGGUAACUUAGUCUUUCAAAAGAAGCUGCACUAGCGUCUAGUAGUUAAACCUUUGGCAGCACCACCUGACUCACAAGUAAGUCACCCCACCCCAGAAAACACCACCGGAAAACAAAAUGGGCGACCCAUGGCAGGAGGCAUAUGACUUUGCUGUUGAAGUGGCGAGAAAAGCUGGAGCGG